GAUUCAAAUGAUUUUAAAAGGGCAUCUGUUCGCUGUAUGUAAACAAUUUGACCCAUAGGCGGCAGUAGUGAGAUAAAGGCUUUAUUUUUCCUACAACUAAUGAAAACGUUCGAACGACCGACGUGGAUUGAGUAGAUCUAUAGACCAUGUGUUCAGCCAUCUUGUAUUACUUCAGGACGCUGUCGAUGCUUUAUAGAUCAACGAAAUCUGUGAGCGCAGCAACUGUUUGGAGAAGUGAGCGACCGCCGCCGAGCCGCGGCAGCAACGUUAGUGGCUACGUGUAAAUUCUGGGGCAAAAUGGCAGAUAGAAAGAAUAACAAUGCUCCCAACAACAGUGCAAAUUUACUGUUCAGCGCGGCUCCGGAGUUUAACUUCAACCUGCCUUUCAUGCCGGUGAGUCGGGCCACUGGUCCGGCGGUGUUGUCAGGAGUUGAUUCCACUGAUGUCGGAGAAGAAGACAGCUUCCUCGGUCAGACCUCUGCGAACGGGCCGCCCCCCUCUACGUUCAACUACUUCUCCAGCCCCGUGACCAGCAGUGACCCGUUCGCCGCCAUCGGCCAGUCGCCAUGCCCGCUGCCGGCCCCCUCUACGGCGCCGUCUGCGGCCCCGACACCAAUGGGCCCCGCGUCCUUUCCCAGCGGUGCCGCCAUGGCUCCGCAACCCCCGCCGGGCUCGCAAAUGAAUCCGGCGCCCCCCGCGUUUGGCGCUGCAGUUUACCAGAGUCCCGUGGGGCGUCACACUCCUCCCCCCCACACGAUGACCCCGCCGCCUCCGCAGAUGCAGCCACAGAGUCACAACCCGUACCGACACACGCCGAUAAGCAGCAGAGCCAGUCCGUACAUGCCGGCUCCAGAGGUCCUGCCUCUGAUGCACACACCUCAGCAGAACCCGUACGCCCUCAGCUCUCCGCCACAGACGUUCCCGCUGUCGGGGCCCACGUUCACAAAACCUCCUCCCACACAGUUUCAAGGUCCUCCGCCUGCAGCCGCCACUAGUGGAGCGAUAGUCCCUGCUGGUCCCAUGAUGCCGUACAAUUACAAUGUCUACGAGGCUGUUCAGCCUCACUGGUUCUACUGCAAGCAAGUGGAAUCAAAGAGCGUCUGGCUUCCGUUCAGUAUCAUUGACUCGCUUCAGCUAGAGGAGACGUACAACUCAGUUCAACCAGACCCAGAAAAUGUGAUCAUACGAACCGACGGAGGUCGGUACGACGUGCAGCUCUAUGACCGCCUGCGGACUGCGGUGUACUGGCAAGAGGAGCCCACAGAGGUCCGGCGCUGCAGUUGGUUCUACAAAGGGGAUACGGAUAGUCGCUUUAUUCCUUAUUCUGAGGAGUUCAGUGACAAGCUGGAGGCGGAAUAUAAGAAAGCUGUGUCGACCAACCAGUGGCACCGUAGGCUGGAGUUCCCAUCAGGAGAGACCAUUGUGAUGCACAAUCCAAAGGUGAUUGUGCAGUUUCAGCCCUCCUCCAUGCCAGACGAGUGGAGCACCACUCAGGAUGGGCAGACCAGGCCCAGGGUGGUGAAGAGAGGCAUUGAUGAUGACCAUGACGAAGUACCAGAUGGUGAGCUCGCGAAGGUGGAUCAUCUGGUGUUCAUGGUUCACGGCAUCGGUCCUGUGUGCGACCUGAGGUUUCGGAGCAUGAUCGAGUGUGUGGACGACUUCCGCAGCGUGUCGCUGAAGCUGCUGCACAGUCACUUUGACAAAGCGCUGGAUGAGCACGCCAUCAGCAGGGUGGAGUUCCUCCCCGUCCAGUGGCACACGGCACUACAUGGAGAUGCCACGGGGGUGGACAGGAGGAUAAAGAAGAUCACGUUGCCCAGCACUGGACGUUUACGUCACUUUACAAAUGAGACGUUGUUAGAUGUGCUCUUCUACAACAGUCCCACUUACUGCCAGACCAUCAUGGACACAGUCGCCCAGGAGAUUAACAGACUUUAUGCCCUGUUCAUGACGAGGAACCCGGACUACCGAGGAAGCACGUCAGUGGCCGGACACAGCUUAGGCUCCUUGAUUCUCUUUGACCUUUUGUCGAAUCAGAAGAGUGGCUCUUCUGCACCAGCCGUGCCAAUCGUCCCCGCGGCUAACGGAGACGCCCAACAGGCGGAAGCCCCCGCUGGUGUCGCCCCUCCAGCUGUGGAAGAGAAGCCCAAAGAAGACUGGGAGGAGUUUGAGGAUAUUUCCGCCAUGCUGGAGCACCUGGGCUUGUCUGAGUACAAGAACACCUUUGAGGAGGAGAAGAUCGACAUUGAAUCUUUUCUCAUGUGUACGAUUGAGGACCUGAAAGAGAUGGGCAUCCCACUCGGCCCCAGGAAAAAGGUCGCCAAGUUCGUCAAAGAGAGGGUGACGAAGCAGGCGGCACGUCAAGCAGCCCUAGAGAAGGCGGCGGAGGUCAGUCAGGCCGCGGCGCCCCCACCAGCAGCUGGAGCUGCUCCCGAUCUGUCGCUGAAGACGCUUCCGGCGGGCAACUCCGUACACGUCGAUUACAACUACUUUGAAGUGGGCACUGGGCAGGUGUCAGUGGUUUACCACUCCCUGGACUUUGAGCCCAUUCAUUUCUUUGCCUUGGGUUCACCGAUCGGCAUGUUUCUGACUGUCCGAGGCCUGGAAAAGAUCGAGGAGACGUACCAGCUGCCCACGUGCAAAGGAUUCUUCAACAUUUACCACCCGUUGGACCCAGUGGCAUACAGGAUCGAGCCCAUGAUAAUCCCAGACGUGGACUUUAAGCCUGUUCUGAUCCCACACCACAAAGGGAGGAAGAGGCUCCAUCUCGAGCUGAAGGAGAGCCUCACCAGGAUGGGCUCCGACCUGAAGCACGGUUUCAUCAGCUCCCUGAGGAGCGCCUGGCAGACGCUCAAUGACUUCGCUCGCGCUCACACCUCCUCCGCCCAGCUGCAGGCCGAGCUGGCCAUGGUAGCCAAUCAGAUCGAAGAAGAGGAGAAGCAAGCGCAGGAGGAACACAAGAUCCCAGAUAUCCCCGAGCCUCCGAAAGAGGAGGAGCCUCAGAUAAAGGUCGGGAUGCUGAAUGGAGGGAAUCGCAUCGACUACGUGCUCCAGGAGAAGCCGAUAGAGAGUUUCAACGAGUACCUGUUUGCCCUCCAGAGUCACCUCUGCUACUGGCAAUCUGAAGACACGGCUCUACUCCUUCUUAAAGAGAUCUACAAGACCAUGGGCAUCCAUCCAGAGCAGCUAGCACACUGACACGCCCGAGGACCACAGACGAAAAUAAGCCUGAGACUUUCCCUUUUGGUUUAUUUCAUGUCAGUUUACCUGGUUUUUAUUUUCUAUUAGUGUCGUUUAUUGUAUGCAGAUGAAUAAUACAAUCGUAUUAUGCCAUUUGUCUUAAAUUAAGAAACAUACAAAUGAGCCUUGUAAAGAAAGGCAUGUUUGAUAUUAUUUUAUAGUAUAAAUUAUAGAACUGAUCAAGUUUACUCAAUAUGCAUCAAAGCAAAUGCAAAAACACAAUCAGCAGUUAAUGAAGCCCUGUUUUAUUUAAUGGACAAAAUAAAUCAUUUCCAUCCUUGCUCAUUUUCACUUGUGUGCUGCUGAGAUGAGGACAAUGUUUCUACAAAAAGCUGUAACAUUAGCAAAACAUUAAUUGAAAACAGGAUGAGAUGCAAGAAAAGGCUGCUUUGAAAGAAAAAAAUGAAGCACUUCUUCCUGUUAAUGUGGUUUUAACAGCUGUCCUCAGUAACGUCACACCUCUAACACCGCAACAUCCACUCAUGAGAUGGAAUACAUUUUAAAAACAUUUCAUGUCAAGCAUGAAGUCUUGCACAACUCGCAUGUAUGAAACAAAAUUAGAAAAGUAUUUACACGUGUAGCUUUAACAUUCAAAUACAGUCCAGUAUUGGAAAUCCUAACGUAGUGAGUCACUCACCGGGCAGAAAUGACUAGUGCUGUUAAUGUUUAGACAAUAAUACUGUCCCACACAGACCUGAUAGCGCUGCAUGCUAUAAGCUAAUCUUUGCUCCUGGCUAUUAAAUCAUGCUUCUCUGUAGAACUCAUCACAAAGAAUAGUGACUCACAUUGAACACAAAAUGACUUCCCUUUUUGUCCAAUAAACUAUAAAUAAUAUUAACAGACCGGUUGUGGGUCAAAUGACAUUGUUUAUCCUCCAUUUGAACAAAGUGCAAUUUAUUUUUCCUUUUCUCAAUAGUAAAUAAAUAAAUGUAGUUUGAGUUUUUA
Molecule: messenger RNA, 4185 nt
Organism: Gasterosteus aculeatus aculeatus (three-spined stickleback)
Lineage: Eukaryota; Metazoa; Chordata; Actinopteri; Perciformes; Gasterosteidae
Gene: sec23ip
Product: SEC23 interacting protein
Cellular component (GO): cytoplasm; COPII-coated ER to Golgi transport vesicle
Molecular function (GO): glycerophospholipase activity; protein binding; metal ion binding
Source: RefSeq, a predicted model, not a curated record